This is a messenger RNA of Yarrowia lipolytica CLIB122, 468 nucleotides long. RefSeq lists its product as uncharacterized. Gene Ontology annotation, biological process: Arp2/3 complex-mediated actin nucleation; regulation of actin filament polymerization. Gene Ontology annotation, cellular component: cytoplasm; Arp2/3 protein complex; actin cytoskeleton. NCBI's taxonomy places the organism in Eukaryota, Fungi, Ascomycota, Dipodascomycetes, Dipodascales. The record is from RefSeq and is a predicted model, not a curated record. Gene Ontology annotation, molecular function: actin filament binding.
AUGUCGCAGAUUGAUUUCCGAAGAAUUGACGUCGACCAGUACGACCCAGACUCGUUCAUCUCUAAGGAGGAUCUCACUCCUCCCUGCAAGCCCGUCUCUGCCGCUGAGCAGCAACAGGUGGCCACGGAAAUCCGAGGAGCCAUUUCUCGAGGAGAGGCCAAGGCUGCCCUUCCCAUUGCGCUGGACUUUGCUCCUUACGGUGGUGAUGACAAGGUAAAGGACGCCCACCUCAAGUCUGUAAUUGAGGUUCUGAGCGCAACCAAAUCGGCCGAGAUCCCAUCCGUGGUCAAGGCUCUCAACAAGGAACAGCAGGAUGUGCUCAUCAAGUACCUGUACAAGGCCAUGGGCUCGCCACAGGGCCAGUCCCAGGGAGUCGGCGCCAUCCUACUUGCCUGGUACGAGAAGACCGUGGACAUCACCGGACAGGGAGCCGUCGUUCGAUACAUGUCUGAUCGACGAACUGUUUAA